Molecule: messenger RNA, 698 nt
Organism: Cygnus olor (mute swan)
Lineage: Eukaryota; Metazoa; Chordata; Aves; Anseriformes; Anatidae
Product: forkhead box protein D4-like
Exons: 1
Biological process (GO): regulation of transcription by RNA polymerase II; anatomical structure morphogenesis; cell differentiation
Molecular function (GO): RNA polymerase II cis-regulatory region sequence-specific DNA binding; DNA-binding transcription factor activity, RNA polymerase II-specific
Source: RefSeq, a predicted model, not a curated record
AGGAUUCUGUGAUUCCCUCCGUUUUCCUGCGGCUCCUUCCCCUCCCCAGGUGCCCGGGGUCACGGCGGCGGGGCCGCCCCCUCCCUGCCCCCUUUCCCCCACUCCCCCGUGUUUGGGUUUGCGAACCCAAGCGCCGUCCUGACCCUCCCGCGACCCCAAACCAGCCGUUUUUGGGGCGGGGAAAGGAGGAACACCGACUUUUAGAGGGGCACCGCGGGGCCGCCACCACAGCGGGCACCAUGGGCGAAGCGCAGCCGGGGGAGCCGCGUCCGUCCCCGGGCAGCCCGGGGCCGGCGGAGGAGCUGCAGAAACCCCCUUAUUCCUACGUGGCUCUCAUCGCCAUGGCCAUCCGGGCCAGCCCGGAGCAGCGGCUACCCCUGAGGGGCAUCUACGCCUACAUCGCGAGCCGCUUCCCCUACUACCGCUGCGGCCCCAAGGGCUGGCAGAACAGCGUCCGUCACAACCUCAGCCUCAACCCCUGCUUCCUCCGCCUGCCUCCCCGGCACGGCCCCGCCGCUCCCCGCCGGGGCGGCGAGUGGGCCCUGGACCCGGCCUUCCACGACAUGUUCCCGGGGGGCGACUACCGCCGCCGCCGCCGCCGGCCCCAGCCGCCUCCGAGCACCACCGCCGCCGCCCCGAGGCCUCCGGCGCCGCUCCCCGGGUGUCCCUGCUCGCCUCUCCCCGCCUGGGCCCCGCCG